AAAAAGGAAAAAGAAGCUGCCUCCAAAUUAAUUCCCCAUUCCAAUUACCCCAAAUCAAUUUCCCCCAAUUCCAACGAUCGGAGCCCUAAUUCCGCAGCGAUGAGCAGCAGCGACGUGGAGGCCGGCUUCGCGAAGCUGCAAGGCGAGGAUUUCGAGUACUACAUGCAGACCUACUCGAUUAUUCUCGGCCGCAAUUCGAAGAAAUCGUCUGUGGACGUCGACCUCUCCUCCCUCGGCGGCGGGAUGAACAUCAGCCGCCACCACGCUCGCAUCUUCUACGACUUCCAGCGCCGCCGAUUCGCCCUCGAGGUGCUCGGCAAAAACGGCUGCUUCGUCGAAGGCGUCCUCCACCUCCCCGGCAACCCGCCGGUGAAGCUCGAUUCCCAAGAUCUUCUGCAAAUCGGCGAUAAAGAGUUCUACUUCCUGCUUCCGGUCAGGAGCAUUCUCGGCGGCCCGAUCGGCCCCCGCCACCACACGGCUAAUUUUCCGAUUGGGGCCCCGCCGGCGGCGCAGCAUAAUUUGGGGAUGCCGCCGCCCUCCGGCGGCGGGCUAGGGCUUGGGAAGAAGGGGAGAGGAAGAGGGGAGUAUUAUGAGGAUGAGUAUAAUGAGGAGGAUGGUGGAGCUGGAGGGGAGGAGGGCUCGUCUGGAGGUAAACGGAUGAGGCGGAUCGACGCCGGCAUUGAUGGCUCCGGUGGCGGCGGUUACAGUUACGGCUCCGGUGGGAAAGCAGGGGGGUCAGGGCAAUCAGAUAAAAAGGUUGGUGGAAGACCACGAAUCGACAGGGAAUCAGACAACCAGCAGCUCCUUCAGCUGGAGGAGAAGGAUGUCGUGUCAUCAGUCGCAACGGUUCUGUCUGAUCUAUGUGGUCCUGGGGAUUGGAUGCCGAUGGAGAAACUUCACACAGAGUUGGUGGAGCAAUUCGGCAAUAUCUGGCAUCACAGCCGCGUAAGGAAGUACCUGACAUCCGAGGAUGUUUUGACCCCGGAAGCCAAUGGAAAACCGUGGCAUGGAAUGCUCAUGUUGUUGAGGAAGUAUCCCGAGCACUUCGUGAUCAACACUAGAUCAAAGGGGCGCGUCGCCCAGGAGUUUGUCUCGCUCGUGUCAUUGCUCUCCUGAGAGGGUUCUAAGCAUCAUGAGCAAUGGAACAUGUUAACAUGGAUGAUUACUUUACUUUUAUGAAAUUUUAUUCGUUCCUAGUUAGUUUCGAACAUCUGAUUGUGUAAAUUUUGUUUGAGCAGCAAAUAUGUUAUGUAUGAUGUGGAUAUUUGAAGAUUGAAUCUGAAUAGGUUUGAUUGUCAAAUAAAAUCACCACUUUUGACUCA
This is a messenger RNA of Salvia splendens (bonfire salvia), 1322 nucleotides long. Its product is annotated as FHA domain-containing protein FHA2. Gene Ontology annotation, molecular function: sequence-specific DNA binding; protein binding. NCBI's taxonomy places the organism in Eukaryota, Viridiplantae, Streptophyta, Magnoliopsida, Lamiales, Lamiaceae. The record is from RefSeq and is a predicted model, not a curated record. Gene Ontology annotation, cellular component: nucleus. The transcript has 3 exons. Gene Ontology annotation, biological process: regulation of ribosomal protein gene transcription by RNA polymerase II. Bases 100 to 1116 code for a protein of 338 amino acids.